Pelobates fuscus (common spadefoot toad) is the source of this 4007-nucleotide messenger RNA. RefSeq names its product centrosome and spindle pole associated protein 1 (gene CSPP1). The record is from RefSeq and is a predicted model, not a curated record. Lineage: Eukaryota; Metazoa; Chordata; Amphibia; Anura; Pelobatidae. Gene Ontology annotation, cellular component: microtubule; centrosome; spindle pole. Bases 85 to 3918 code for a protein of 1277 amino acids. Gene Ontology annotation, biological process: positive regulation of cytokinesis. The transcript is spliced from 32 exons.
AGACACACAGCUAACGGCCGCAUACACACACUGGGCAGGCUGCUCCGGGCGAUCCCAGGCGGCUCGCUGUGCAGUAACUAUAAAAUGGGCGAAGAAUUAGAUCAGUUUAUUGAAGAACAGAAGGCCAAGCUUGCUAAGGACAAAGCUGCUUUGGAAAAUAAUCCACCAUAUAUGGAGAUAAGGAGCAAGAGGGCUGAAACAACAACUGUGCAACCAAACAAUCCACAAGCGUAUAUGGCUAAAGAAAACGUCCCACCAAACUGGCAGCAACAGAGAGAAGCUAUCCAAAUGAAGGAAGCAGGAGACUCUGGCUAUGGCUCAAGUCUGCCUCUUGGGGAAGAGUAUGAGAGGAAGAAGCAUAAGCUUAUUGAAGAACUGCGUCUGGAUUACCGGCGAUACCUCAGUCAGGGUAAUGCUCAGGCUAAACGAAAGAAAAAUGUGAGAACUACAGGGGAGAUUGACCCUACUACUCAAGGAUUGUCUCUUCCAAUUGGAGAGCGACUGUCAGGCAAGGAGAGAUUGCGACUUGAGAGAAACCAGGAAUACAACCAGUUUCUCAAGAUGAAGGAAGAUGAAAAUACUAGAUUUAGGGCUGAAGCACAACAUGCGCAGAUUGAGAAAUCUGUUGUGAAAAGCAGAGUAAACCCAGAACCAUACACAUCAGUACAGAUGUCCCACAGAGAUCAGGAGGUUAAGAAAGAUGCUUAUAGCUCAAUGGAGGCUUACGAGGCGCUCCUCAACAAGAGAAGAUCAGAAGAAGAUCGGUACCGCAAGGUAGACUUUGAAAUUGAAGAUGGACGAGGCAAAGUACCGAAGGAAGAAGUUGGAUAUAAAAAUUACUAUAGAUCUGAUUUGGAUGCUGAUAUAGUGGCUAGACCUCCUAAUAAUAUGUCAGACUUGGAUACGCGAAGACCACAUAGAUCGUAUUUGGACAAUAACACCAGCGGAGAUAACCUGAGAUAUGAAAUAGAGCCACAUAACCAACGAUCAGUGAGAUACAACCACCCCAAUGAGAGAAUUUUAAUGCAACGUCUUGAUGUAGAUGGCCAUGAGAACGGCUCAGAGCAAGCAUCUUAUUAUCAAGUUCGGGAAAGUAAGAAUAGAGACAGGAGAGACAGAGCACCUCCCACGGACUAUGAAGAUAAUUUCAGGGAACAGGUAAAGCAACGACCCAUCACGUCUCCUGCAAAACCGAGAGUGAAUAAGGGCAACCCUUUGCAAAUAGCUGAACGCGCAAGGUCUGCACGCCUGAAGGAAGAGGAAUUCUCCACGGGUCUUCUGCUUGGUGGAUCGGAUAGAGAUGAAACUCAGCGGAGACGAAAAGAACGUUAUAGACUAGACUUAAUGGAGCAGAUGGCAGAGCAGCAGAGAAAUAAAAGACGAGAGAAGGAAUUGGAACUGAAGGUGGCAGCUUCUGGAGCCAUCGACCCAGAGAAACAGCCUGACCGAUUAAGGCAAUUUGGAGCAAUAAAUCGUCAGCAAGAAAUGACUGAUCGGAACAUUCCUUAUCGACCUGGAGCUACCUAUGAUCCACAAAAUACUGUCAGGAGAAAUGAACCAAAACCUGCAUACGAGGAGAGAGCUCCACCUGAAAGAGCCAGAGUAGCUUUCCAAACACCAACGUUUGAACCAGCGGUCCAUGGAAAUGACUAUCCUGGGGUUGUGAACCCAUCAAGUGAACAAUUUCACAGAGGUUUAGCUAGUGCUCUUGGAGAAAUAGUUGUUCCUAGGAUUGCUGCAGUUCCCCCUCCUAAUCCACCUGUCCUGACGGAUAACUACCGGACUCCCUAUGAUGAUGCAUAUUACUUUUAUGGCGCAAGGAACCCGCUGGAUCCCAACCUGGCAUACUAUCACCCAAGCAUGCUGGGUCCUCAGAUUGCUCCUGGAGUCGGCAUUCCUGCGCCACAAAUCCUGCAACCAGAGGAUCGUGCUGUUCCUAAUGCACAGAGAGUUGUGGGUAGAAGUGGCGCAAGUUUGGGAUUUAUGCCUGAAGAGAGACCAAGGCAAUCCAAAGCGGCUGCUCAGUCCUACCAGGAUGCUCUGGCACUGCAGAUUCAGGAAAGGAACGAAAAACGCAGGAAAGAAAAAGAGGAACAAGAACAGUAUGACGCGAAACUGGAAACCGAUAUGAAAAACUAUAAUCCUUGGGGAAAGGGAGGAGGCGGUGCUCCACUUAAAGAUGCCAAAGGGAAUGUGAUCACUGACUUGAAGAGGAUGCAUAAACAGAAUGAAGAUGUUUAUCAGAAACCAGAAGCAACAGCCUAUGAAGACAACCGAUCUGUUGUUGCAUUGGAUAUGAGUUUAGCAGACAAUGCAGGAUCUUCAAGCAAAAUACCAGGGUUUGCUUUUGCAAGUAACUCCAAAUUUGCAAGAGGUAGUGUAUUUACCGAGCCUCCCACAGAACAGCAGGUUCAUCAGCAAGAAUCCUAUAAAAAUUUUCUACGCUUACAGAUUGAAGAGAAGCAACGCAAAGAAAGGGAAGAGCGGGAAAAAAUCAGACUUGAGGAGGAAAGGGAAGAAAGACGUCUUGCUGAACAAAGGGCCAAGAUUCAAAGGGAAUAUGAAGAGGAGCAGAAUAAGAAAAAGCUAAAGGAAGAGGAGCAACGGCAGAAAAAUGAAGAACUGAUUCGACUAGCGGAAGAAAGACGAAAAGAAGCAGAAAAAAAAAAAAAGGAAGCGGAAGAGAAACAUGAAGAGGAGCUCCGCCGAUUCUAUGAACAGGAGAAACCACCCAAAAUGGAAGAGGCAGAUCAGCCACCCAGGCAGCCUUCUCCAGUGAUUCCAACCCUCCAGCACAAGAAGACUGCACGUGCACAGAGGCCGCCAACAGCCGAAAGCCAGAUAUCCUUCCAAUCGCAUGAAGAAGCACAUUCUCCACCUGUUCCUGCGAGGAGAAACCAGCUGAGGGCUUAUGAGGAUAAAAAUAACGUGAUUAGUGAGCUGUCAGAGCUCCGAAAGCAGCUGAGAAGUGAGCAAAGGCGUCUAGAGGGCCGGUUACAAGACGUUGAUCGAGAUGACGAAUCUUUAGGUUCUAUGAGUGGCAGGAGGAGAGAUAAAAACUCAGUGGACAUUUUUGAACUGGCCAGGCAGAAGUUAAAGGCUACUGUGCGACGGCCAUCAUUAAAGGGGACAGAUAACAUCAACAUGCAAAAUAUCAGAGAGUUUAAUGACCUUAAAUACAGAGACACAGACACCCGAGAGGGUGUGAGAUACAUGUAUCCAGAUCCACCUAAAGAUGAUCAAACAUUAGAAAUACAGCAACAAGCAUUGUUAAGGCAGCAGCAGAAGAAUCUCAAUAGAAUGAAGAGAAGAACAUGGGUGGUAGAUGAUAUUGAACCUGCUCCUGCUUACACAUUACGCCAUACGGGAAUGUUCAAAGACUCUUCCAAUGACCUGUUGAAAACAUCCCUUUUGGAGUCCGAAAGUGCCUUUAUAGGAGAGAAUGGAGAACCGUUUCAAGAAGAUAUACCUGCAGCUUACGAUCCAGUACCGUCCGCCAGAGAGAGGAGGAGGCACAGACACAAGGCUUCAGACUAUGAAAGUGAUACCCCAGUGGUGCCUGCCAUCCCCAUACCCCAGGAUGAUCGAUUAUCCAUAAAUUCAGACUUCAGCCUCAAUGUGGACGAAGUCCGCACCCGAAAUGAGGAACGGCUAAGAAAGCUGAGUAAUCUCCAGAAGAGCUCCAGAAUCCUAGAUGAUCCAGAUGCCUUAGGGGAUGCAGAGGAUAUUCUCAAACUAUUCCCAACAAAACCCGAUAGACCUCAUUCAGUGGACACAGUAGCCACAGAUCCAUGGCUGCGUCCCGGCACAUCGGAGACACUCAAAAGAUUUAUGGCUGGCCAGCUGAACCACAACACCGCUUCCACUGAAAGUGCUAUACCUUUCAACUGGCAGGGUCUUUCUACUGCUCACGGGUGACUGAACCAAUGGGUGCCUUUAUAGUGGAAAAAAGAAUGUUAGUCACUGAUGCACUUUCCUUCUUGGGUACUUGACAGUUGUAUAUUUAA